Salvelinus namaycush (lake trout) is the source of this 2987-nucleotide messenger RNA. RefSeq names its product CMP-N-acetylneuraminate-beta-galactosamide-alpha-2,3-sialyltransferase 1-like. Bases 621 to 1625 code for a protein of 334 amino acids. The transcript has 8 exons. Gene Ontology annotation, molecular function: beta-galactoside (CMP) alpha-2,3-sialyltransferase activity. Lineage: Eukaryota; Metazoa; Chordata; Actinopteri; Salmoniformes; Salmonidae. The record is from RefSeq and is a predicted model, not a curated record.
GGAGGUGUCGCCUAAUAAUAACGGACUGGCCGUUUCCAGCCAUCCACUCGCAGAUAUACCUUUUAGUAGCUUAAGGGUGUGAACAUUUCGACGUUCACUGCUCGGUUUUAUAAACUAGGCUACUGUAUUCGAUGAAUAUCGGGAUGAUUUCCCUCAGCAGCUCCCUGCUUGGAUAACCUUAUCACUGUGCUGUGUGGAUGCUCCGGAUAACGGGUCUCCCUACCAUUCCCGACCAGAGCUGUCUUGGAAAUGAAAGGAAAUGAUUGACUGGACAGGCAGUGAAUGCUAGACGCACAAGUCACUGACCUCACACUGUCAACCGCAGAAGAGCAGCUGGAUGUAGUUACCUGGCCAUCGUUAAGUUGACAGGACCAUCCUGGAUUGUGUACCACCGUUCAACUACGAGUGAAGAGGAGCCUGUAAUUGUGAUGAGGAAGACAGGGACUGUUUCUGUUCAUCAGAGGAACCUGGCGUUCAGCCUGUUAGAGCCACGAAAUCUCCAAGGGAGGAAAUAUUCUCAGACAUCACUUGGAAAUUGGAAUUUUCAAUAAGUGGCUUCUCUCUGUUUUUCCCUUCCUUCCACCUCCGAGACAACUGAGUUUUUAAUCUACCACUGCACCAUGUCUCUAUCGAAGUGGAGGAAGAUCAGGGCAUUUACUGUGUUUUCAUGCAUUGUAACUUUCACCACAUUCCUCUUCAGUUACACGUUGAGAGAUCCCUCUCUGUACUUCUUCAAAUACGCCAUCCGCAAGUCGGACAGCUUCUUCUCUAAGGGCCAGUGUGGCUGUCGACAGUGUAUGACCGAGCUGGAGGACGACCCCUGGUUCACUGAGAGGUUCAACCUGUCUGUCCACCCUCUGAUGUCUAGGAGGAACAGCCUGCUGACUGACGACACAUACCGCUGGUGGCAGUGGUUGCAGGCAGAGCAAGAGCCGGCCAACUUCAGCGAGGUGGUGGAGAAGUUGUUCCAGGUCAUCCCUGAUGCUGAACUUUACAUGGAUGCGGGCCCUGAGCGCUGUAGGACCUGUGCUGUGGUGGGGAACUCUGGGAACCUUAAGGGCUCCCGCUACGGAGCCCUCAUCGACUCCAGUGAUGUCAUCAUCAGAAUGAACAUGGCUCCUACCUCUGGCUAUGAGGAGGAUGUUGGGAGCCGGACCACACAUCACGUCAUGUACCCAGAGAGUGCCAUAGAUCUGGACAACACCACCAGUCUUCUGCUCAUCCCCUUCAAGACUCUGGACUUGCAGUGGAUCACCAGUGCCUUGACUACAGGCUCCAUCAAACAAACGUACAUUCCUGUCCAGUCCAGGAUUAAGGCAAACAGGAACAGGGUGUUGAUAUACAGCCCGACCUUCUUUAAAUAUGUCUAUGACGCAUGGCUGGAGAGUCAUGGCCGGUAUCCAUCCACUGGCUUCCUCAGCCUAUUGUUUUCCAUUCAUAUCUGUGAUAAGGUGAGUGUGUACGGGUUCGGAGCGGAUCAGUACGGGAACUGGCACCACUACUGGGAAGAGAAUCACCAGGGAGGAGCAUUCCGCCACACCGGGGUGCAUGAUGCUGACUAUGAGUACAACGUUACCCUGCUUCUGGCUGACAAACACAAGAUCAAGAUUUUCAAAGGCUUCUGAUGUCUGGAGAUGUCACUGGCCUGAGACCAUCAAGCCUCUUGAAUGAAAUUCUGUCAACUCAGAGGUUAACCACUGGGCAUAAACUGGUUGAAUCAACAUUGUUUCAACGUAAUUUGUCAACGUAUUGUGACGUGGAAUCUGUGUAAAAUUCAUUGGAUUUGCAAAAAGUAAUCAACUGUUGUUUUGAGGGUGAAAUUUCAACCACAGGAUUUUGUCAUCAUUGUAACCAAUUUUCAACAUAGACAAAGCUUGUAUAAAAUAUGUUGAAUUUGUACCUUUUGAAACAAUGUCUGAUCUUCAAUGUUAUAUCCACUAUCAGGAAAAAAAAUAUAGCUGGGCAGCACAGCUAUCCCUUUGGCAGAGAAUUCUACAGCUAUCCCUUUGGUCUCCCAUCCUGGGUUUUAACCCAGCCCAGCCCUGCUUAGCUUUGAUAUGUCACUAACAACCCCCCCCCCCCCCCCCCCAAAAAAUGCAUUUUGUGAACUAGCACGCGCAAUUUACUUUGUUCCCCCUUACUAGCUCUGAAUUUGCUGAUAGCUACUUCAUUGAGGAUAAAUGUACUUACUAUGACUGUGAUAUGAGGUUGUCCCACCUAGCUAUCUUAAGAUGAACGCACUAACUGUAAGUCGCUCUGGAUAACAGCGUCUGCUAAAUGACUAAAAUCUAAAAAUGUACGAGCUAAAUAGAUUCACUUUUGCUAUCGGAAGUCAUUCCAAGGGGUAGGUUUAACAGAGCAAAUGAAACGUAACCAUACUUUAUCAAUCAUAUACCAUCAAUGAUGCUAUUUAGGCCUGUAUAGUCAUCAACAGCUAUUGUUUCAAUUCAACCCAGGAUUCAACUAAAAAUAGACGAUACAUAUAGGCAUAGGGUUUAAAGCGUUGGUUGAUUUUAAAUGUAAUCUAAAAGUUAAUAAUGUACUGUAUAUGUUGGAUUCAUGUCUCCAUCUUAACCAAAAAUCUAAGUUAAAGAAUAGGACUAAAUCCAACUUUAUUUAAAUUCCAUUUACAGUUUGAUUUGAUUUUGUCCUAUUCUUUAAGUUAGAUUUUUGGUCGAGUUGGAGAAGUGAAUCCAACAUCUUAAUUACUAUUAGAUUUUUUGUACUUUUUGGGGGGUAUUUCUUUCUCAUUCGAUCUUGUCUCAUCGCUGCAACUCCCCAACGGACUCAAGAGGCGAAGUUCGAGUCAUGCGUCCUCCGAAACAUGACCCGCCAAACAGCGCUUCAUAACACCCGGUCGCUUAACCCGAAAGCCAGCCGCAUCCAUGUGUUGGAGGAAACACUGUUCAACUGACGACCGAGGUCAGCCUGCAAGCGCCCGGCCCGCCACAAGGAGUCGCUAGAGCCAGAUGAGCCAAGUAAAGCCC